Salmo salar (Atlantic salmon) is the source of this 3061-nucleotide messenger RNA. Its product is annotated as E3 SUMO-protein ligase ZNF451. Lineage: Eukaryota; Metazoa; Chordata; Actinopteri; Salmoniformes; Salmonidae. The record is from RefSeq and is a predicted model, not a curated record.
CCCGCCGUGAGCCUUUCAUUGGAACUCCACAUCCCAGGAACACCCGCAGAAGAUCAACAGUCCCUUUUGCGCGAAAACGCAAUUUUAUAAAAUCAAUGUCCUCCCCAAUUGGAGCAAAUUAUGAAGAUGAGGUGGAGUUUGUGUCAGAGGCUCCACUUAGACCUGUACUGGAAUGUAUUGAUUUACUGAGUGAUGGGGAAGACGAUGGAAGUUUACCCACAGCCGAGACAAUUGAAGAUGAGAUUGACCGACAGAAAGCUCAGGUCACCUCAACUUUGGACAGACUAGCUCGCCAAGUGGCUGUGGCGAAAAAGGAAAGAGCAGAGAAGUGUAAAGCCUUCAAGGAGAAGCAAAUCUCACAAAAGGCUCAUGGACGGCAGGAGCUGGCAUUUAGUCCCAAUGGUAACGCAUAUGACUCCAAGCGCUGUGUGGAUAUGUGGUUAAAGAUGCCAGGUGUGAAACCUGGGGUCAUCAAUACUGGAGCUAGCUGGAGACGCAGACAGGUCCCCUUUCCCACCAGCAGCUCAUCCACACAUACCUGUCCAGUGAUCAACUGUGGUCGGGUUUAUGACAACGUACCUCUCCUAGAAGGUCACUUGAAAAGGUUUGACCACUCUCCUUGUGACCCGACCAUCUACCUGAAAGGAAGCCCAACCGAGCUGUUUGCUUGCGUUGCUUGUGGUCUUCAUUUUGAAACCAAAGAAGCUUGGAAGGUGCAUCAGCAGUCAAAGUUGUCCUCCCCUGAUGAAGACCAUGACCACACUCAGACCUGCCAGCCGAUCGUGUGCUUCGCCUGCCCUGCCUGCUAUCUCCUCUUUUACAUCAGGGACGAGUGCCUCCAGCAUAUGUCGGCCAAAAACCACUUCUCUCAGUCCAUCAUCAUGAGUGAAACUAAAGGGACAGCAUUGCCAGUUCCCUUCCCACGAUAUGCAAAGAAUCGUCUCAUUGCUUUGUGUAAGGAAGUUUCAUUCAGCGUGAGAUGUACGACAUGCCAGAAGGGGCUUAACUCACACAUGGAAGCACAGGCCCACUUCAAUGUGCAAUGCAGACAGGGCGCUGCCAGGGCUGAGGCAGAGAAAACAGUGGUGCAGGUCAUGAAACAACUACAAGUGCUGGGCCAGUGCGCUGUGUGUUGCAAACUGUUCCUCAACCAAGGUGAUGUUGAAAGGCAUAAAGAAUUGAGUCAGCACAAUACUGAGGUCAACUGCACCAUGGAAAAGGCAAUUCUGCACUACAGCAAUUUCUAUGAAAUCCAACACGCCAAGAGGGCUGCAGCGACGUCACGGCCCAAACAGUCAAAAGGUCCUGUAACCCCCUCUUGGAAAAGGGACAAGGAGAGAGGUGAUUCUGUUGGAUCCCCAGCCAAGCGCCAGAGACGCGAGGGAGCUUUGAAUGGCAGCGCUGGGACCUCAAGGAGUUGCUUGAUAGUGGCGUGGUUUUGUGAGUGUGGUCAGCGCUUUUCAGAGGAGGCCAUGGCCAGCAAGCACCUUUUUGCUGCCAAUCGGAUCUUCCAUCAAUGUGGCGUGUGUGGAAAGCAUAUGGGCGAGUCAUCCAUCACUCGCCUGCACAUGAGCCGUUUUCACGGCGGUGCCCACCUCUCAAACUUCCUCUUCCACUGCCGGCUGUGCAAGGUUGACAUGCCGCGUCACGAGGACAUCCUGUUGCAUGUGUCAGAGGCCCACAGUGGACACACUUACUUCAGGGAGAGAGAGGUAUCGGACGAGGAGCCUGCUCCCAUUCCCUAUGCCAAACCCUCCACCAGUGGCAGACCCAGCGCCCUCACUGAUAUCAGGACUAGAACUACAACUCCCACACCUCUUCCCAAACAGGACGAGAGGUGGAUUUGCAGGAUGUGUGAGGACAUCUUUAACUCGGAGCAAGCUGUGCACAAGCACUGCAGAGACGUGAGCAACCACAGUUUCCAGAGGUUUGCCUGUGGCCACUGCCCACAGAAGUACUUCAAGGAGGCCACAGUACGCAGGCACUGUGUGAACGAGCACAGCAACCAAAUAGUGACGCGGUACUUCUGCGGGCUCUGUGACAGCAUGGAGUAUGACACUGAGGGGGAGUUCCAAGAGCACUAUAGGGGCCUUCACAGUAAGGACUACUACCGCAUGGAUGAGCCUGAGGUUGAUAGACCCACUGAGGCCGAAAACUCCAGUCCAUUGGCAACAGCCGGUGAAAGGCAUGAAUGUCUGUGUCCAUGCAUGUCAUCAGAAAAGGACAAAGAUGAAAGGAAGGCUACCUUCACACGAUGCAUGAAGCGGCUAUCCAGUGAAGACGAAUGCAGCUACGUGUGUGCACCAUGCGACGUCCAGGUGUCCUCCUUUGCCCAGAUAAAGACUCAUGUCCACUCUCAACACAAAGCCUUGGGGCUAGAGAAUACCUUUGACGUGGUGUGUGGAUCCUGUCAGGAGAGUCAUAAGGACGUUCCCAGUUUCCAUAACCACUACCACUCCCAGCACUGCCCUCUGGAGCCUUGCUUGAGCUCCAGGGAUGGGGGUGAGAGUCAUACGGGGAAGGCAGCAGCUUCUUCCGCUGUCAAGACUCUGGUUGCUGUGGAGAUCAAACCAGAAGUGAAUGAGGAGGAGUUUGAAGAUGUGAAACAUGCCAUUGCUAUGAACUUGGAUGAGGUCAGAGAUGGCGCUGAAGCUCAUGGAGAUGAAUCUGAUGAGGAGAUGAAGCGGGCCUUGGCUUUAAGUGUGGAAGAAGCAAGAGAGCCAACUGACCUUGAUAUUGCAUUACAUGCUUGAAGAAUAACCUCAGUAGAUGGAGGAAGCGCUCAAAAGAAGCCUUCUGGAAUACUGAUCAGCGAAUGUUAUUUUCUGGGAACCUGUCAUUAAUUUGGCUUAUGGCAUUUUAUGAUUUUUGUUUUAUGUGUAACAUAUCAGUUACUUUCAACACUUCAAGACAGGGUUGUACCGAUGUGAUUACACAGUAAUAACUGUAGUAACAACAUUAUUUGCGAACUAUAAAGAUUGAGGCAUACCAUGUAGGCAUCUUUAUCACAUGUUCAGAGCUUUUUAUUUUAUUUAAUAAAGAUGUUUAAUUAUUUUCUUUC